AGUAAAUCGAGUUACACGGUUCAACCUCCACCUCAGUUCCCUUCUCGCUCAACAUCUUCGCAAUACCAACGCGUUUCAUCACCAACGACAACUGCAAUACACGCAGUCUACUAUCCUCGACAACAGAUAUAUUCAAGUUGAAUAGAAGCAAUGUGUCUCUCCGCCACCUGUGGAACCUGUCAAAAGAAGACAUGGUGGGGCUGUGGCUCGCAUAUCCCUUCCGUCAUGGACAGCGUCCCUGAGACUGAUCGCUGCAGUUGCGAGCCCAAGGUCGAUGUCGAUGGGGCGAAAUAUCCCCCAAAAGCGGCGAGUAAGAACUGAUUCCCUGGUUGAGCUGGCAUGGCAUGGCGCUCAUAGUGGGCAUAGCGUUCUGGAGGGUGGUGAGGGGCGCGGUGGGGCUAUAGAAACCAGCUGAUACUGAGUGAAGGGGGCUAUGGGUGGUGAUGGUACCUUACCCACGGUCUGGUGUCAUGUUCAUAUGGAGAAGUGCAGAGGGACAGUUAUGUGAGGAUUGGACGCGAUGACGAUGGAAACAAUUCAACUCUACCCGAAUACACUCUCUCUUCUCUGUCUCUAUUGUGAGGAUACUCAUAUCCUAUAUGGGCGCAAAUGAGGCAAUGGUGGACGCCGGCAGCGUCGGAUCUAACAUAUAUGGUCAUCACCAUGACGGGCGCGAAUUCAAGAGCCCCUAAAGAAGGGCAGCGACCCCAAGAAACCCGCGACACCCUACCCGCAUACACAACCCCGCUCCUCUAAGAACCUCGAUACUUCACCAUAUCCCAUUCCAAAUGUGACACAACCCAAGCCCAUCAUCAAUUCUCCCCCGCAUUCUGCCCCUCACCGCCCCACCAUUCUGCCCUCUUCCACCGCCUUCACCCCCACCAAAUCCGUAAAUUUCCACCAGGACCCCUCCAACCAGCCUCCCAUACCAGCCAUUUCAAAGCCCAUCUCUCUGCAAAGAAACUCACGCGCGAUCAUGGCAGACGUCGACCCCCUCGCCACCCCCGAAACGGACAUAACGACGCAGACUAUCCUCCUGCACGCCGCAAACCACGACAUCCCAGCCCUCAAACCCUUCCUGCGCGUGCCGGGCGCAGCGUCGGCCCAGGAUCCAGAGACAGGAUUUACGCCGCUGCAUGCAGCUAUUGCAGCCUGUGGGCCUGUAUCUGAGGGGGCGGCAGGGUCUGAGGCGCCUGCCGGCGAGCCGGCUGCCGCAACGCCUGCUUCCGGAGAGGAGAAGGGUUCUGGUGACGACGCCAGCGCGAUCGAAGACAUUGAGGCGUCUGCUAUAGCAACGGUCACGGAACUGUUCCUCUCGGGCGCUAUCUGGAAUGAUCUUGAUGCGAGUGGUGAGACACCGGGGUGCCUCGCGUGGCGUCUAGGGAGGAAGGGGGUGUAUGAGGCAGUUGUUCAGGCGGGGGUGCGGGCCGAAGUUCUGCUGGGGAUGAUGGGGGGUUACGACCCUUUGUCUAGCGGGGGAGAGUCCGAAGCCGAGGAAGAAGAUACCACAGAUCCCGCUACUGAAGCAGAGCCACAGCCAGAGGCCACAGAUGAGGCGAAAGAAGCCACCGACACAAAAGCUCCCGCGCCCUUCGACCCGCAAGAUCCCACGGAUGUGAACUCCCGCGACUAUCUCGCUUCGGAGCUCACCUCCACCUCCACCGCGCUCCUCGACUCCGACGCUAACGCCGUCAUGAUGGAGUGGGAAACAGACAUCAUGAAGCUCUCUGCAGCCCUCCUCGCGCCCGCCCCCGGCCUGCGCGUCCUCAACAUCGGCUUCGGGAUGGGCAUAGUGGACCGCUUCUUCGCUGCUGAGACACCGAGCACACAUCAUAUCAUCGAGGCACACCCUGGUGUUCUUGCAUCGCUGGGCGCGCCCGACCACGAGUUCGGGGCGAAGUGGGAGGCGAAAGGGGGGGAGGGAAGGAAUAAGGUUUGGGCAGGCAGGUGGCAGGAUAUCGCGCCUGCACUGCUAAUGGGGGGGGAGAUGUAUGAUGCGAUUUACUUCGAUACCUUUGGGGAGGACUAUGGGGCACUGAAGAUGUUCUUCGAGGAUUAUGUGCCUGGGCUGCUGGCAGAGGGUGGGAGGUUUGGAUUUUUCAAUGGACUGGGGGCGGAUCGGAGGGUAUGCUACGAUGUUUACACGCGUGUGGCGGAGAUGGAUCUUGAGGGGGUGGGCAUGGAAGUGCAGUGGGUGGAUGUCGAGGUGCCUAUCGAGGAGGGGCUCGGGAAAGAGGGCGAGGGAGAGUGGGAGGGUGUUAAGAGGAGGUAUUGGACAUUGGAUACGUAUCGCCUACCUAUUUGUACGUUUAUGGGUUGAACGGACGUCUAGGUGAUUGAUUAAGUGGGGAUGGGAAAUCAAUAAUCGUUUACCAGUUCAGGGCGUGAGAAUCUCGUCGCUGCGUUUGGAUGUUGAGAACUGCACGGUGGUGGGAAGAAGAGUGGCGUUUGUGGCUUGAAAAAAAGUAGAUUCUUCAACUUAUCUGCUAUGUAGCCAGACAAUACCAAGCAUUCUCUAAUCUUUUCUUAUUAUAUAGCCUGAC
This is a messenger RNA of Pseudogymnoascus verrucosus, 2543 nucleotides long. RefSeq names its product Arginine N-methyltransferase 2 (gene RMT2). Gene Ontology annotation, cellular component: cytoplasm; nucleus. The coding region runs from base 977 to 2320 and encodes 447 amino acids. NCBI's taxonomy places the organism in Eukaryota, Fungi, Ascomycota, Leotiomycetes, Thelebolales, Thelebolaceae. The transcript is spliced from 3 exons. The record is from RefSeq and is a predicted model, not a curated record. Gene Ontology annotation, biological process: peptidyl-arginine methylation. Gene Ontology annotation, molecular function: protein arginine N5-methyltransferase activity.